AUGCUUAUGGCAAAUUUUGCCAUUUCUUAUGGACUUUAUGUUCCUCGAUAUGACCUUCAUUACUUGAAUACUGGUGUGGCGGAAGCUGUACAAAAGAUCUUAUCCUUAAAUUUAUUUUCGAAUGAUAACGAAGAAUUUUAUAUGCUAGAUAACACAGAAAAUUCUGAAUAUGAGAAAUGGCUAGUAACGCAGGGAAACAUUUCUUUUCAAGGAAUUUUGAAUAAUAUUGGAGGCAUCAGCGAGUUUCUACAAGAGAAUGAGGUGAGCGAAGGAGCUGUUAUUGCGUCUCCUUCAAAGCAUAAGCCAGAUUACUUUUAUCAAUGGGUGAGAGAUGCUGCAUUAACCAUUAGAUCCUUGGUUCAUUAUCUUGAGGACAAUAAUCUAAACAACCUGAGGAUAAGUUCCAUAAUUGAAAAAUACAUUGAAAACAAUUACCACUUGCAGAGAUUACCGAAUAAUCUGGGUAGUUUUGAUGAUGAUACUCGAUCAGGUUUAGGAGAACCAAAGUUUAUGCCUGAUUGUACUGCUUUCAAUGAGCAUUGGGGGAGGCCUCAAAACGAUGGGCCAGGGUUAAGGAUAUCUACAAUAGUUUCAUACUUGAAUCUAAUACAGAAAUACAAGAUUCAAUUAUCUAAUACAUUCUUGAGAGAUGAGAGGUUCAUAUAUGAUGAAAUCAUUAAACCUGAUCUAUUUUAUAUUGUUAAAAAUUGGAAAAAAGAAAGUUUUGAUAUUUGGGAAGAAGUCAAUUCAAUUCAUUUCUUUACAUCUAUGUCACAAUUAAGGGCUAUAAUUGAUGGGCUCAAAUUGGCCAAGAUAUAUGAAGUGGAUAAUGAAUUUAUUGAUAAAUUACAUGAAGUUCUCGAUAGUUUGAAGGAUUUUAUUGAAGGAGAAGCUAGAUUUGUCAUCCCUUCAUCUCUUUAUAUUAUUGAGACACCAAGCUUAUUUUCAAGUGGUAAGAGGUCUGGACUCGAUGCUGCUACUUUACUUGCAAGUAUACAUUCACAUGACCUUGAAGUUAAUGAAUACUCUGAUGUUCCAUUUGAUGUUAAUGACUAUCAUAUUUUGAACACAAUUAAUGCAAUGGCUUCUGACAUGAGGUUUAGAUAUCCAGUCAACCGCGAUAGAAUUGGAAAACCUUCACUUGGAGUUGCUCUUGGAAGAUACCCUGAGGAUAUAUAUGACGGAGUUGGAACUUCAGAGGGUAAUCCAUGGUUUAUUGCUACUGCAUCUGCAGCGGAAGUUAUUUUCAAAACGGUUUACAAACUCCUGGAUAGUAGAGAAGAUUUAGUCAUUAACAAGUAUAACCAUGAAUUCUUUAAAUCUUUCAUUACCUUUGAAGCCGAUGAUUUAGAAGAGUUCGUCAUUCCGUACAAUUCUGUUCGGUAUAACAAUGCCUUACUUAAUUUAUUUGACUUUGGGGACUCCUUUUUAAAGAUAAUAAAAGACCAUGUUGAUGGAAGAGGUCAUAUGUCUGAGCAAUUCAACAAAUAUACGGGUUACAUGCAAGGUGCCAAAGAUUUGACUUGGAGUUAUAGUGCAUUUUGGAAUGCUUUAAGAUGGAGAACUAAGACUCUUGACAUAUUGUCCUUUUACAAUACUAAACAUACUUAG
Messenger RNA from Debaryomyces fabryi, 1611 nucleotides. RefSeq names its product glucan 1,4-alpha-glucosidase (gene SGA1). Bases 1 to 1611 code for a protein of 536 amino acids. NCBI's taxonomy places the organism in Eukaryota, Fungi, Ascomycota, Pichiomycetes, Serinales, Debaryomycetaceae. The transcript has a single exon. The record is from RefSeq and is a predicted model, not a curated record. Gene Ontology annotation, cellular component: fungal-type vacuole. Gene Ontology annotation, molecular function: glucan 1,4-alpha-glucosidase activity. Gene Ontology annotation, biological process: polysaccharide metabolic process.